This is a messenger RNA of Panthera uncia (snow leopard), 1303 nucleotides long. RefSeq names its product prefoldin subunit 4-like. Bases 42 to 524 code for a protein of 160 amino acids. The record is from RefSeq and is a predicted model, not a curated record. NCBI's taxonomy places the organism in Eukaryota, Metazoa, Chordata, Mammalia, Carnivora, Felidae. The transcript has a single exon. Gene Ontology annotation, biological process: protein folding. Gene Ontology annotation, cellular component: cytoplasm; prefoldin complex.
CGUUUUGUAAACUUUCUGGUGUUUUCUUUCUUCAUGUAUAAAUGUAUAUGUUAUGUCUCAAUUUUUGUGCUUUAAGUAAAAAUGACAUUUUCAGACAAAAACAAACACAAAAAGCCAAGAUGGCGGCCGCCAUGAAGAAGACGGCUGCAGAAGUUGUCAAUGUUACUUUUGAAGAUCAACAAAAGAUAAACAAAUUGGCACGGAAUACAAGUAGAAUCACAGAGCUGAAAGAGGAAAUAGGAGUAAAAAAGAAACAACUCCAAAACUUAGGAGAUGCUUGUAAGGACAUCAUGCUUGCGGAUGAUGAUUGCUUAACGAUACCCUAUCAAAUUGGUGAUGUUUUCAUUAGCCAUUCUCAAGAAGAAACACAGGAAAUGUUAGAAGAAGCAAAGAAAAAUUUGCAAGAAGAAAUUGAUCCCCUAGAAGCCAGAGUGGAAUCAAUUCAGGGGGCGUUAGCAGAUUUGAAAGUUCAGUUCUAUGCAAAAUUCGGGAACAACAUCAACCUUGAAGCUGAUGACAGUUAAACAUUUUAUAAUACUUUUUAAAAAUGUGUUUAAUAAACUUGAAUAUCAUUUAAAAUGACAAUUUCCCUUCUUCAAAUGACAUGGAAAGCAAAACUUUCUUUUUUUAAAAUUUUCAUUUAUUGAAUGGAAACUUGCCUAUUUUCACCUGUCUUGCUUAUUUAUUUUAUGUUUUUAACAGAAGAGAGUAUUCAUCUAUGUAUUUUGCAUAACUAUUCUAUCAAGUGUAGGGGCUUUAUGUCAUGUUAUUAAAAUUGGUUAAGCAACAACAAAAAAAAGGCUGUCCCGACCUUCAGACCCCUUUAGUUAACUGCAAGCCUUCUUUCUAACUCCUUGUCUUGUCACAAAUCCAACUGUGAUCAGGUUUCUGUUCCUAUCCCUACAGUCCUCACAGGGAUACUUCAAACUCAUCACCUGCCAAACUGCUCACAUUCUCUGGCUGCUUUCAUUGACGAGCACAUUUGUCUAGGGCUCUUGCUGAACAAUCAGGCUCCAACCUCUUGUUCCCCACCCUUGACAUGUAUUUCACUCAGUGUCCCCAUCUUGGUGGACAGAAGAUUCCACCGUUCACCUAGGUGUUGAGGUCAAAUCUUUGGAUUCGUUCCUGACACAUCUGCUCUCCUCACGUCCUAUUCAGCCUGAGUCCUGUCACAGCCAUGAAAGAAUGGCCACUUUUCUUCCCCCGUGCUCAGCUCACUCUGCUCCAGCUUCCUGGAUUGCUUGCUGUUCAGGCACAUCAAGCACAUUCCAGUUUGUCCAUGGUGGGUCCUCUACCUGGAAUA